Messenger RNA from Vigna angularis (adzuki bean), 848 nucleotides. RefSeq lists its product as uncharacterized. Lineage: Eukaryota; Viridiplantae; Streptophyta; Magnoliopsida; Fabales; Fabaceae. The record is from RefSeq and is a predicted model, not a curated record. The transcript is spliced from 2 exons. Bases 37 to 435 code for a protein of 132 amino acids.
UUAAAACCAACACCAAAUUAAAGUAAUUUUGACAGAAUGAGUUCCCAGAAGACAAGCAUUCAGAAUGUUCUUGCUCCUACGACAAGGCCACCUCCUAACUCCAAACCUCCAACCACUGGGACUAAGUUGCCUACUGUCCAACAGGUUUUUGCUAGAAGGCCAAAAUCGCAUUGCCAUGUUUUAUCGGCAUUCAGCAGUGUCUGCAGAAUUGAUAGACACAACCCACACCGAUUGGAAUUACUUAGCCAUUGCACAAUGAGUUCCCAAAAGCGAAUUCAGGAUGUUCUUGCUCACUCAACAAGGCCACCCUCUGAGAGUAGCAAGUCCGAAACUUCAAGCAGUGGAGCCAUAACCAUUCAUAAUGUUCUUAUCCAUACAACAAGACCACCUCCUAAGAUUAGUACCUCCAAAUCUUCAACCACUCGACCAAAAUGAUUUCAGACCCCUUUUAUUAUAUAUAAACCAAUGUUGCAUAUUGGUUUAUAUAUGGCGAAUUACAAGUUCUAUUGAAGGUGGAAGGAAGAAUGUACUUCUAUUUAGGGAUUGGAGAAUACAUCAGCUCAGCUAGUGUGUUUGUUUAUUGCAUUUGUUGAUUUAUUCCAUCACAGCAUAAAUGUUCUUGUAUUCAUAAUAUUGUCUGAUUGUAUUCCAUAGCUCGUACUUGUAUUCAUAAGCAUUACACGCAGAUUAAAUGUUCUUUUAUUCUACGCAGACUAAAUAUUUUUGUUUUAUGUGGUUUUAAUUCUCGGAAAGUAUGUUACUCGGAAUUAGGAAAAUUCUUGGAAAAGUUGUGGAAAACUCUGGAAAAAGCUCCGUCAUUAUUAGUGGAGGUUUUGUUAGAACCGUUG